Molecule: messenger RNA, 1536 nt
Organism: Fusarium coffeatum
Lineage: Eukaryota; Fungi; Ascomycota; Sordariomycetes; Hypocreales; Nectriaceae
Exons: 1
Coding region: 1-1536 (511 amino acids)
Source: RefSeq, a predicted model, not a curated record
AUGGAUCCCAAUCUACUCUACACUCGCCUUGAUCCUUCUAAGAAGCAGAUCAGGCUCCUCCAGAUUACAACGACAUCUCCGAGGAUCUCUUGCCGACUCAGUACCAGUUCUCUCAAUGACGACACUGCAUUCUGCGCUCUAACUUAUGUUUGGGGUGAUCCAAUGAACCAGCGAGAGGUUUGGGUGAAUGAUACUCGCGUUUCGGUUACAAAUAACCUUGUAGAGGCGCUUACCGAUGUCCAAGAGGUAUCGCGAGGCCAGGGUGUUCCAGAAUUGCGACUAUGGGUCGAUGCAAUCUGCAUUAACCAAAGCGACGACAUCGAGAAGAACCACCAGGUUCCCUUAAUGAAGGACAUUUAUUCCGCCGCCGCAAUGACUUUCUCCUUCCUAGGAUCUUCGCCAUCGACUUCGGAUCUCUGCUCUGCCCUUGAUUGUUUCUCUGUUAUCGCAUCCCGCCUAGAAAACGGCGAUUACAGCACCAAACAAGGGAACGACAGUAUCAUCUUGAAAUUAUUCGAAGACUUGCCCCUAGACCCAGCAAAAUCCGAGCUACCUCAUCCAGAGGUUCCCGAAAUUGGUAUAGCUCUACCAUCAUGGAAUUCUCAAUUGACAGAAUAUGCUUCACUUCUCAAAUCGCUAGCUUACUGGAAACGUGCUUGGAUAUUUCAGGAGCUUGUUCUGUCUAGGAAAACGAUUCUCUUUUACAAAGACCGCUGCAUCGAGUUCGAAAAUUUCGCCAAGAUAUCUGAGUGGGCAAGCAACAUAUCAGCAGGGCCAAAACCCAGCAUAAUUCACCCGUUGACUUGGUACUUUAUUCUAUCACUAGCAUAUCGAGCAGUGAGAGUCACCCGUCUUGUACGAAAUGUCCUCUAUCAGUAUCGAACGCAGACGAGUGACAGAAAAAGGAACACCCCCACAAUUCGACAAUUAGGCCAUUACGCUAUGCAUUUACAAGCAACUAACCCGAAAGACUAUGUCUACGCCCUGUUGGGCAUUUCUGGUCUAGAAAUUGUCCCACGGUAUGAAACUACUGUAGCUGUCGCCUCUGUUUAUGUCGAAUUUUGUGCCAAGCAAAUGGAACAUAACUAUUCUGAUCCUCUGAAAUUCCUCAAUAAGAGCGGACUCGCAAACGGGAACCCUGGGCAUCAUAAUUUGCCCUCGUGGGUGCCAAAUCUCCCCAUCGGCGGUACAGAAAAGGAUUUUGCGAUGAUCAAGUCUUUCUCUGAUUUGGAUACAGUUCAGACUUGGAGUGAAUUUACAGGACACUCCGACAAAACUUUCAUUCAAAACCACAGCCUCUUCCUUUCCUCACUCCUGAUCGACUCGGUCGAUGAUGUCAGUGAACCUCGUCCCUCUUACGGCGAUAAGAGAUCUCUUCUGGAAUACGUUUUAUCGAUUUUUAAAAUGCUAGACCGCGCCUUUCAGGAUUCUAAAGACUCAUUCUGCAACGACUGCCACCCAUUUUUGAAGCUUACGAGUGCUUUCUACCAAACCAGGAUUACAAGUUCAGAUUGGGAUGGUGCAAGUGUACUCUGA